CUCCACUAUUUCAUCCUGACGUCCUUUAUGUGGACGCUUGUUGAUGCCGUCCAGCUUUACAUAAACAUCGUGCUGGUCUUCGCAAAAUACAAUCCCAUCAGAUUUAUCGUCUUAGCCAUGAUAUUUGCAUGGGGUCUACCAUCACUUCCUGUCAUCUUUAUACUUGCUUAUGAUCGGAGCAUUUACUACAACGACCACGGAUAUUGCUGGAUGGAGCGGGGCCCACUUACGUUUGCCUUCAUCAUCCCGGUUGCCUUAAUUUGUACCGUCAACCUGUUCAUUUUCCUCAUCAUCACGUCCAAACUAUGCAUGCGUGAACACAAGAAACUGACCCAAAACCAGAAAAGUCGCAGACAGUUUGGACUGAUCGGAGGGUUUGCGAUGUUCAUUUUGCUAGGUCUGACGUGGAUUUUUGGUUUCCUGACUAUUGACGAUUCUCAACUCAUCUUCCGCUACCUAUUUGCGAUCUGCAACUCUUUGCUCGGAAUCUUGAUCUUAGUACUAUUUGUUGUCAGACGUGGCGAGACGCUGAAACUAUGGCACGAUUUAUGCUGCAAGAAGAAGGUUCUUACUAAAAUAAGUGCUUCUGACACGUGGACUCCAAAGCAACACAUGCACUCUAAGAGAACACCCGUAUCAUUUGUUCCACGCCAACUGACACAAGUUGAAAAGCCCAGCAAGAGGGCACGAUUCUAUGAGGAUGGAAUGUAA
This is a messenger RNA of Mya arenaria, 711 nucleotides long. Its product is annotated as adhesion G-protein coupled receptor G7-like. Gene Ontology annotation, molecular function: G protein-coupled receptor activity. Gene Ontology annotation, biological process: G protein-coupled receptor signaling pathway; cell surface receptor signaling pathway. Gene Ontology annotation, cellular component: membrane. The coding region runs from base 28 to 711 and encodes 227 amino acids. Lineage: Eukaryota; Metazoa; Mollusca; Bivalvia; Myida; Myidae. The record is from RefSeq and is a predicted model, not a curated record. The transcript has 5 exons.